Messenger RNA from Myripristis murdjan (pinecone soldierfish), 1877 nucleotides. It is a transcript of the gene npy7r, whose product is annotated as neuropeptide Y receptor Y7. Gene Ontology annotation, molecular function: neuropeptide Y receptor activity. NCBI's taxonomy places the organism in Eukaryota, Metazoa, Chordata, Actinopteri, Holocentriformes, Holocentridae. The transcript is spliced from 2 exons. The coding region runs from base 67 to 1194 and encodes 375 amino acids. Gene Ontology annotation, biological process: G protein-coupled receptor signaling pathway. The record is from RefSeq and is a predicted model, not a curated record. Gene Ontology annotation, cellular component: membrane.
GUUUGCAAAAGGAGAUAUUGAGGAAAAGGCAUCAGCACAGCCUCAACCCAGCAUCUGCAGACCAAAAUGAGCCCCACAGACCCAUUCAACAACACAGGAGAAGGAGGGAAUAGUGAAACAGAUGCCAUGCAAUGGUACCAGGGGAUUCUAGGUAAUGACACGGGCUUCCACAGACCUGGCUUCCACACAGACAUCACCAAGCACAUCGGGGUUCAGAUCACCCUGAUUACAGCCUACUCCCUCAUCAUCCUCCUUGGGCUGCUGGGGAACUCUCUGGUCAUCUAUAUGAUCAUUCGCUACAGAAACAUGCGAACAGUAACCAACUUCUUCAUAGCUAACCUGGCUCUUGCAGACCUUCUGGUGGACACUCUGUGCUUGCCCUUCACCCUGGUCUACACUCUGCUGGAUGAGUGGAAGUUUGGGGCUGUGCUAUGCCACAUGGUGCCCUUUGCCCAAGCCCUGAGCGUGCACGUGUCCAUCCUGACCCUGACGGUCAUAGCCUUGGAGCGUUACCGCUGCAUUGUCUUCCACCUGGGUCAGCGCCUCACCUGGCAUUCCAGCUUCCUCAUCAUGGCCCUGACGUGGACUCUGUCUGCUGUCCUGGCGGGACCACUGGCCAUCUUCAGAGAGUACCGUUAUGAAGAGAUCCCUUCCAUCAACCUGCGCUUCGCUGUGUGCUCUGAGAAGUGGCCCCACGGGAGCAGUAGGGACGGAGUCAUCUACAGCCUCUCAAUGCUGCUCUUACAGUACAUUAUUCCUUUAGCUGUCAUUAGUUAUGCCUACAUCUGCAUCUGGAUCAAGCUGAAGAAUCACGUUAGCCCGUCCAGCCGUAACGACAGUGUCAACCGCCGCAAGAAGACCACCAAGAUGUUGGCCCUGGUGGUGGUGGUGUUCGCUACCUGCUGGCUGCCCUUUCAUGUGUUUCAGCUGGCCAGUGAUCUGGACCUGGUCCUCAGGUUAAAAGAGUACAAGCUGAUAUACACAGUGUUCCACAUCGUGGCCAUGUGCUCCACGUUUACCAACCCUCUCCUGUAUGGGUGGAUGAAUAAGAACUACAGAAAUGGCUUCCUCAUGGUUUUUCGCUGUGAGGAUAAGCCAGACACUUUCCACCCUGAGGGGUCCUUCAGGACACGGUCCCUAAGGGGGAUGACUUUGAAUGGGCGUAAUGGUGGACACCCUCCAACAGCUGUAUGAGAUGAAAAACAAAAUAUUCUUUGAUAUAUUAGACAGACCUCUGGCUCUGUGGCGCUUGUGGUUCAAAAGCAGCCUCUUGACUUGAAUGGUUUGAUCUUGAGUACCUUUUAUGUCAACAGGGAGGGCUCAAAGCUUUGCAUGCAAAAUGCUUUAUGUAAGGCUCUUCUUUCCUUUGUGAAUGGUACUUGUGCAAAUACGUUCGUCAAACUGAUUCCAAUAUGUGUUUUAAGAUGUUUACUAGGGUGUUCAGUAACUCAUCAAAUAAUGUAUAAUGUGUUUACUGCAAAUGCAGAGCUCAUGCUGAUAAGUGAUGUCCAAUGAGUUUUGGGGUCAUUGUACUUCUGAGGCUGUAAAUGUGUUCAUACCUACUGAAGGGAGGAAGUUAUUUAUUGUGACUAUGAGAACAAGUUUAAGUUUCACACUUGCUUUUCUAUUGGUUGUUCAAAAAAAUGGGAUAAUUUUCAUUAAAAUGGCAAUGUUGCAUUUUGAAUCAUGGUGCAAUAUUCUGGCAGGAUAUAGUCAUGUGUAAAAUGAGAGCAAACAGCUCUUGAUGUUGUUAUCACAGAAUGAAGGCAGGAGUCACUUGCUUUGAGAACAUGUAAAAAGCAACCAUAAUGCAGCAAUCAUGACAUACAAAUCUAUGUUCAUUGCACCUUUGUUGGUGGUCUUUUGAAUGACACAGA